Molecule: messenger RNA, 850 nt
Organism: Anopheles maculipalpis
Lineage: Eukaryota; Metazoa; Arthropoda; Insecta; Diptera; Culicidae
Product: antigen 5 like allergen Cul n 1-like
Exons: 5
Coding region: 38-850 (270 amino acids)
Source: RefSeq, a predicted model, not a curated record
CAAUGUGUUUCGCGGGAGAUUUCAUUUUACAGUAAUUAUGUCUUCAGUGCCAGUGCAAAGGAUAAUGACGUGUGCGGUGUUGGUGUUGUUGGUGGCACUUAUCAGUCAAAUUAGUGGUCAGACGGAUUAUUGUGAUCCUACGCUAUGUAAAAACAACUUAGUCCAUGUGGGAUGUGGCAAAAGUGAAAACUUUGGUCCGUACUGUCCGGUCGAUCGACUACUGGUGCCUAUUACGGAGGAUGUAAAGGCCUACAUCCUAGACCUGCACAACGGGUUCCGUUCCAAUGUUGCACGUGGUGAGGUAACCAAUUACGCAUCGGCCUCUCGAAUGCCAACGCUGAUCUGGGAUGAUGAGCUACAGAAGCUCGCAGAGUAUAAUGUGAAGACCUGCAUCUACGGACACGAUUACUGUCGCAACACGAAGCUUUUCCCACUGGUGGGCCAGAACAUUGCGGCCAACUCGUUUUACGGCAUGGAAGUAACACCUAUCGAUACGAUGACCGAGCUCCUGUACAGUUGGUACGGCGAGAACGAGAAUGCCAACCAGGAUUACAUCGAUUCGUAUCCGCUGCUUGGUCAGGACCCACCGAAGGAUAUUGGACACUUCACGCAGAUUGUCAUGGACAAGGCAACGGCUGUCGGAUGCGCCAUGGUACAGUACACACAGAACGAGCAGGGCCACGACUGGGUGCACCAGAACUACGUCUGCAACUAUUCGAACUCGAUCGCCCGCGGACAUCCGGUGUACGUGAAGGGUAAUCCGUGCGAGCUAUGCGUGACAGGUUGCAGCACCGACUAUCCGGGACUAUGCAACAUCGGCGAACCGGUGCAACCGACGGCAGCGUGGUGA